GUCAAGCGAUGUAUCUUUGACCGUUGGGUGAAUAUAGAUGACAUCACAGCCGUUGUUCCCUUCUCUUUCCCUCUUCCGAGCCCGAACCCCGCUCGCCGGAGCCAUGACCAAACGGCGGCGGGUAAAACCUCGGCCACCGCUGCCGGCCUCUACUCCUUCUCCUCCUCGGCCGCCUACACCACCAAAGAAAAACCCGAUCGCUAACCCUAAUCCUAAGCCCGCAGCCUUCCGGACCAAAACCCGGCGGUCCCUCGCCCCCUCUCUCCUCCCUUCCGCAGCCGCCGGCGAAUGGAAGACCCUUCCCAUCCCCCGCUCCGAGUUCUCCCUCCUCCUCACCCUUCCCACUGGCCAGACCUUCCGGUGGAGGCGGACCGCUGCCGACUGCUUUACCGGCGUCGUUGGGUCCCACCUCCUCUCCCUCAAGCACCUCGAAGGCGACCCCGCCGGCCACGUCGCCUUCCUUCUCCACUGCCCCUCCUCCACCUCCGCUGCCGCCCGCUCCGCCCUCGCGGACUACCUCAAUCUCGGCGUCUCUCUCGCUGACCUCUGGGAAGGCUUCGCCCAGGCCGAUACCCGCUUUGCCGAGCUUGCCCGGCGGUUCGGCGGUGGCGCUCGCGUCCUACGGCAGGACCCGGUGGAGUGCGUCUUCCAGUUCCUCUGCUCCUCAAAUAACAACAUUGGGAGGAUCGAGAGGAUGGUCGGCGUGCUUUCAUCGUUCGGGGAGUAUCUCGGGACUGUCGGUGGGUUCGACUUCCAUGAGUUCCCGUCGCUCGACAGGCUGUCCCUCGUCUCGGAACAGGAGCUCCGCGAGGCUGGCUUUGGUUACAGGGCAAAGUACAUAGUUGGUACAGUCAAGGCUUUGCAGGCGAAGCCUGGUGGAGGCACUGAAUGGCUUGCUUCUCUUCGUGGCUUGGAGCUUCAUGAGGUAAUUGAUGCCCUUUGUACUUUGCCUGGAGUUGGACCAAAGGUUGCUGCCUGUAUUGCACUUUUUUCCCUUGAUCAGCACCAUGCCAUUCCUGUUGAUACUCAUGUGUGGCAGAUUGCAGUGCAAUAUCUCAUGCCAGAGCUUGCAGGCAUGAGCCUCACGCCGAAGCUUAGCAAUCGUGUGGCUGAGGCAUUUGUGGCCAGAUUUGGGAAAUAUGCUGGUUGGGCACAAAAUGUGCUCUUCAUAGGUGAACUAUCAUCACAGAAGGCCCUCAGGCCAUCAGAUGUUACUGUCAGCAGCCAGCCAAGGUCUGCUAAGAGAAAACACAAGAAAAACAAAGUGGCUACAGACAUAUCCUCUCAGGUUGGAUAAACAUGCAGGUAGGGUCAUCCGCUUGCAAUUAUUUAAUUUCUAGCUGGUUGGUUUGACAUACAUGGGUCAUUAGUUUUUGUAAACCAUGAGAUCUGUGUGUGAAUGGAUGACCCUUUCUUGGGAGGGUAGAAGAGUUUUCCUCAUGAUCUAGCAUAGCUUGCGAAGUUAUGACAUGGCAGAUUUCAUUAAAAUGUUGUGGCAGAAGGACCCAGAUGUGCUGAUAACUUGUAAUCAUGGCCCCUGGCAGAAACUUUCCUUAUUACGGCAUGCACUGAUACCUGAUUCAAUGGAGGAUCGUAUUGUCAUAUGUAGCUGCUGAAAGUUUCAGAAUCAUUAUUCCUCAGAUACCUCUUCCUUUUUCCUUGCUCACUGUAUUCUGUAAGCUGGAAACCAUUACUGAUUCAUUUAAUCUAGUGAUUUGUUUCUGCUA
Elaeis guineensis (African oil palm) is the source of this 1727-nucleotide messenger RNA. RefSeq names its product N-glycosylase/DNA lyase OGG1. Gene Ontology annotation, cellular component: nucleus. Gene Ontology annotation, molecular function: damaged DNA binding; 8-oxo-7,8-dihydroguanine DNA N-glycosylase activity. The record is from RefSeq and is a predicted model, not a curated record. Gene Ontology annotation, biological process: base-excision repair; nucleotide-excision repair; base-excision repair, AP site formation. NCBI's taxonomy places the organism in Eukaryota, Viridiplantae, Streptophyta, Magnoliopsida, Arecales, Arecaceae.